This is a messenger RNA of Paralichthys olivaceus (Japanese flounder), 1324 nucleotides long. NCBI's taxonomy places the organism in Eukaryota, Metazoa, Chordata, Actinopteri, Pleuronectiformes, Paralichthyidae. The record is from RefSeq and is a predicted model, not a curated record.
UAUGAAAUUCAACAACCGAAUCCUGCGUAAGAUCCUGAUCAAAGACAGCCGUGCAGAGUCCAGUAUUGUGGCGCUGUACAAGAAGCUGGAGCUGCAGAACGCCAUGGAGAUCCUGGACACGGUGUCGGGCGACAUCAGCGCUGCUCCGUCCAUCGUCUCGCUCUAUGAGGAAAAGAAAAGCUCUGCUAAACCAAAGAAGAAGUUCCUGGCUUCAGAUCUGAAGAACAUGCAUGACAUCCUGUCCAAGAACAUGUACAAGAUCAGGCAACGGACGGUGGCGUACACGGGUAAGCACGCCCUGCCCAAUGACAGCCACAGCAGAGAGAUUCUGAUCAGACGCCACGCCAGCAUCCGUCGCAGCCUCCGACCCCAAAGCUUUCAGACAUCGGCGGUGCCCAAGUCUCAUAAGUAUUUCUCUCUUCCUGCUGGGAAGAGUCUGGACUCAAAGUUAUUUCCUCCAGAGAGACUGAGCUUCACAGAUGAUCAGGAGACCAUGUCAGAAGUGGCCUACCCUUCCCGGCGCUCUCGGUUUGGCCAGCCUGCACGCUCCUCCUCCAGAGCCAUGAUGCCUCUACGAAGGCUGGACACCCUAAAAGAAGUUCCCUCUCUUGACGUUCUGAACGAGGGCAGAAGGGAGAGCGGCGGGAAGGGGCGUGGCAUGUCCAGAACAAACUCCUCCUACAGUGAGUCCCAUGUGCCCGCUCCUCGCCGUCACUUCAACGCUUCUGCUGACAAUAACAACGGCUCAGCUGAUGACUUUAGAAAUGUGCAUCAGGAAGAAGAAGAGGAAGAACAGGAGCAGCCUUCCUCUCCGCCUCCGGGCUGGGUGGCUGAACGUAGUGACAACUCAACGACACAAAACCCUCUGCUCAGGCGGCCUCAGUGGAACCCGAGGAAGUAAAAAUGCUCCUGGGCUUUUAGCGGCAGCUGGACUGCAACCGACUGAGUGUCAGGCUCCCAAGCAGCUCCAGGGAAUCUAUAUAUAAAUGUGUGUUCAUGGUGUCUAAAGGCCCAAUAAGUUAGUGGUGGAGAUUCAUUCAUGUCUUGGAGAACCACCCUUCAAAAAGAGCCAAAAUGGACAACAGUCAGUGGCACAGUGCACUAUAGUGAAGAGCUGAGUCAUAUUUCAACAAGUGACUUUUAAACACUUAUCUUCCUGUAAGAUGUUUUUUAUGUUUAAAGGUGACUGUAACUUAAACUGUUUUAUUGUGACUAAUUAUUUCUCUGCUCUUUGUAAAUAUUGGUCUUUUUGUAUUUUUACUGUCAACAGCUGUAUGAUUGAAGAUACACAUUUUCUUGUAAUAAACUUUUCAUUCUGGUUAAA